This is a messenger RNA of Drosophila suzukii, 2506 nucleotides long. It is a transcript of the gene Indy, whose product is annotated as I'm not dead yet. The record is from RefSeq and is a predicted model, not a curated record. Gene Ontology annotation, cellular component: membrane. Gene Ontology annotation, biological process: citrate transport; transmembrane transport. NCBI's taxonomy places the organism in Eukaryota, Metazoa, Arthropoda, Insecta, Diptera, Drosophilidae. Gene Ontology annotation, molecular function: succinate transmembrane transporter activity; citrate transmembrane transporter activity.
UAUUCGUCGAACGCUAAGCAACAUAUUCAUAAAAAGUUGUCUAGCCAACCAAUAAGUAUAUGUUUUUCGUCGCGGUGGUGGAAACUAUGAAAUAAUCGCUCGCGGGUGUGCUAAAAAAGAAACAGCGUGACCAAUUCUUCAGAUAUAUCCAGUCUAUAUAAUAUAGAUCAACCAUGGCCACCGAAACUACGAAAAUGAUCUACACACCACCGCCAAUAGACAUCAAAAUGGAAAUUGAAAUUGGAGAACCACCCCAACCGCCUGUGAAGUUUUCCAACUUCUUCUCCAAUCAUUGGAAAGGAUUGGUGGUCUUUCUGGUGCCCCUGCUAUGCCUGCCCGUUAUGCUUCUGAACGAGGGCCCCGCGUUUCGGUGCAUGUACCUGCUUUUGGUAAUGGCCAUUUUUUGGGUGACAGAAGCCUUGCCACUAUAUGUGACCUCCAUGAUUCCCAUUGUCGCGUUCCCUGUAAUGGGUAUAAUGAGCUCCGAUCAGACUUGCCGUUUGUACUUCAAAGAUACACUGGUAAUGUUCAUGGGCGGCAUUAUGGUCGCUCUGGCUGUGGAAUACAGUAAUCUGCACAAACGUCUCGCCUUGAGGGUAAUCCAGAUCGUGGGCUGCAGUCCCCGAAGAUUACACUUUGGCCUUAUUAUGGUUACAAUGUUCUUGAGUAUGUGGAUCUCGAAUGCAGCCUGUACUGCCAUGAUGUGUCCGAUUAUCCAGGCUGUACUGGAGGAGCUUCAGGCCCAGGGCGUCUGCAAGAUCAACCACGAACCUCAGUAUCAAAUCGUCGGAGGCAACAAGAAGAACAACGAAGAUGAGCCGCCAUAUCCCACCAAAAUCACUCUCUGCUACUAUUUGGGCAUUGCCUACGCCUCCUCGUUGGGCGGCUGCGGAACCAUCAUCGGAACCGCCACCAAUCUGACCUUCAAGGGAAUCUACGAUGCGCGUUUCAAGAACUCCACCGAACAAAUGGACUUCCCCAGAUUCAUGUUCUACUCGGUGCCAUCUAUGCUGGUGUACACCGUGCUGACAUACGUGUUCCUGCAGUGGCACUUUAUGGGCCUGUGGCGUCCCAAGAGCAAGGAGGCUCAGGAAGUCCAGCGGGGAAAGGAGGGCGCCGGUGUGGCCAAAAAAGUGAUUGAUCAGCGCUACAAGGAUCUGGGCCCCAUGUCCAUUCACGAGAUCCAAGUGAUGAUCCUGUUCAUCUUCAUGGUUAUAAUGUACUUCACCCGCAAGCCGAACAUCUUUACGGGUUGGGCCCAGUUGUUAGACACCGUGGACGUCCGCAACUCAAUGCCUACCAUUUUUGUCGUGAUCAUGUGCUUUAUCCUACCGGCCAAUUAUGCUUUCCUGCGUUACUGCAGAAGACGCGGUGGUCCAGUGCCCACUGGUCCCACCCCCUCGCUGAUCACCUGGAAGUUCAUCCAGGGCAGGGUUCCAUGGGGUCUGGUGUUCCUGUUGGGCGGUGGAUUUGCAUUGGCCGAAGGCAGCAAGCAGAGCGGCAUGGCCAAGAUGAUUGGUACCGCCUUGAUUGGUUUGAAGGCUCUGCCCCACGCUGUUCUCCUGCUGGUGGUCAUCCUGGUGGCCGUGUUCCUAACCGCAUUCAGCUCCAAUGUGGCCAUUGCCAACAUCAUAAUUCCCGUCCUGGCUGAGAUGUCCCUGGCCAUUGAGAUUCACCCACUGUACCUGAUCCUGCCCGCGGGCUUGGCCUGUAGUAUGGCUUUCCACUUGCCGGUGAGCACUCCGCCCAACGCUCUUGUUGCCGGCUAUGCCAACAUUAGGACAAAGGACAUGGCCAUCGCUGGAAUUGGCCCGACCAUCAUCACUGUCGUCACCCUGUUUGUAUUCUGCCAAACCUGGGGCCUUGUCGUCUAUCCAAACCUCAACACGUUCCCCGAAUGGGCGCAGGUUUAUGCCGCGCAGGCUCUUGGAAACCAGACGCACUAGAUAAUAAGUCUUUAGUGUAAAGUAACACACAUACCGCCACAGCGAUGAAACUUUAGGGAAUUGUAAAAGAAAAGUGCCUUUGCUGACUGCGAAAAAUGUGAAAAAUAUGUAACUGUACUUGCAUUUCUGAAUUGCGAAAAGUUUUGAUACAAAAAUAUUAACUCCUGUUUAGCAAAACGUGUUGAAAAGAUUUAUCACAAUAUACUAUUGAUCAGGACCUAAGCACCUGUUUCCCAAACUCAGCUAAAUAUUUAAAUACAAAUUAAUGUUACUUAAUUGUUGCAUUUAGCACACAAAGAUUUCAAAAAUGUAAAUAAAUUAUGUUCUUUGGGAGCACUGGCUUGCCAAUACUUUUAUAACUAGACUGAGAGAAUAUAUACACGUUUUGCAAUUUGUAAAAAUUUAAUAUGAACAACUUACUCAAUACUUGAUUGCGAACCGAAAUGAGCACACAAAUAGCCUUAGUCUAAGCUUAAAUAAUACUGUGUAAAUUUGCAAAUGAUUUAUGUUUUAUAUAGUUUGUAAAAAAUAUCAAAUAAUAAAAGCUCAAACGACAAUAA